Gracilinanus agilis (Agile Gracile Mouse Opossum) is the source of this 1041-nucleotide messenger RNA. Its product is annotated as phosphate carrier protein, mitochondrial-like. Gene Ontology annotation, cellular component: mitochondrial inner membrane. The transcript has a single exon. Gene Ontology annotation, biological process: mitochondrial phosphate ion transmembrane transport. The record is from RefSeq and is a predicted model, not a curated record. The coding region runs from base 1 to 1041 and encodes 346 amino acids. Gene Ontology annotation, molecular function: phosphate transmembrane transporter activity. NCBI's taxonomy places the organism in Eukaryota, Metazoa, Chordata, Mammalia, Didelphimorphia, Didelphidae.
AUGUCAUCGUCGUCAACUCCCCGAGGCCUGUGGGCUGCGGUGUCGUCAUCGCCAUUCCUGACAUGGCAGAGGUCCCGGCGGCCACGGGGAGAUCGGGAUAGUGCCGAGUACGGCUCGGCCAAGUACCUGGCGCUGUGCGGCCUGAGCGGCGGGAUGAGCACCAGCCUCACGCACGCGAGUGUCUUGCCGCUGGAACUGAUCAAAUGCCGCCUGCAGGUGGCGCCGACCGAGUACACGGGGCUGGUGUCUGGCUUCAGCCUGGUGCCCUUCCAGGAAGGCAUGCGCGGGAUGAUGCGUGGCUGGGCACCCACACUGGUGGGCUUCUCCAUGCAGGGUUUUGUUAAGUUCAGCCUGUAUGAAAUGUUGAAGCACCGCACAUCUCGCAGCCUGAGCGAUGAGGGAUUCUACGUGUGGCGCACCGGUGUGUACAUGCUAGCGGCCACCGGUGCCGAAUUUUUCGCCAGCAUAGUGCUCGUGCCCAUGGAUAUCGUGAAGAUGCGCAUGCAGACGCAGUCGAAAUUCCCGGGCACCCUGCGUCAGGCGGUGCCCAAGGUGUGGUCUGAGGGGGGCCCGAUGGCCUUCUACAGGGGCCUGGGCCCGCUCUGGAUGCGCCAGAUGCCCUACACCAUAGUCAAAUUCACGUGCUACGAGCGCACCUUGGAGUUGCUCUACAAGUUCGCUGUGGCCAAGCCCCAGUGCCAGUGCAGCCUGUCCCAGCAGCUGGCCGUCACCUUCAUGGCAGGCUAUGUCUCCGGCAUCCUUGGUGCCGUCGUCUCGCACCCGGCUGACACGGUCGUGACCAUACUCAGCAAGGAGAACUACAAGAAAAACAUGUUUGAUGUGCUGCAGCAGCUUGGGAGUACCGGCGUGUGGAAAGGACUGUCAGCGCGCAUCCUCAUGAUUGGCUCGCUUUCGGCGUUCCAGUGGUUCUUCUACAACGUAUUCAAGGUCAUGUGUCGGCUGCCGCGGCCCCCGCCCCCACAGAUGCCCGAGUCCCUGCGCUGGAAGCUGGAGCAGCAGCGGCUGCACUCCCGCCGCUAG